CAAAAUCACAACUCAAGAUUGUCAAACACACUAAGAGAGAAAGAUGGAUAACUUCUUUCUAGAUUUGGCUUGUCAAGAAGACGACAACUUCUGGGAUCUGCUCGGAGACAUCUCCGGUAACGAUGACAAAAGCGUCAGUGUGCCAAACAGAAGCGCCUUUAGGUCAUACGUGAAGGGCACAGAACAUAUGUUGAUGUCGCCGGGGAUAACUUCAUCGAAGGUGAACGUGAAGAAGAGAAUGGUGAAUCUUCUAAGAAAGAAUUGGGAGGAGAAGAAAAAUACGGUGGCGCCGGAGAAGGAAAGAUGCCGGCGACAUAUGUUGAAAGAGAGAACGAGAAGAGAGAAACAAAAACAGAGUUACUUAGCUCUCCACUCUCUACUACCAUAUGCCACUAAGAAUGACAAAAAUUCGAUUGUCGAAAAGGCCGUGGAUGAGAUUGGGAAAUUACAAAGAUUAAAGAAAGAACUAGAGAAAAGAAUUAAAGUGAUUGAGGAAAAAUUAACAAAGGAUGAUUGUGAUGAAAUGAGUGAAACAAAGGUUAGGUUUAAUCUACAAGAACCUUUGUCUGGACUCGAUUCUAUGCUUGAAGUUCUUCAUUAUCUUAAAUCAAUGGGAACAAAACUCAAAACAGUCCAUGCCAAUUUCUCUCCUCAAGAGUUUUCUGCGACCAUGAACAUAGAGACUCAGAUUAGAGGAGAAGAGGUUGAAAAGAGAGUGGAGAGAAGACUCCAGGAAAAUGAAUGGAAACUUCUCUUUCUCCCAGAAGCUUCCUGUUACAAAGACUAAUUGUGUUGACUUUUUGCCAUUAAUUUUCUUUUGUAUUUAAAUUUGUAGAUAUUAAAAAUUAAUUGGGCAA
Molecule: messenger RNA, 857 nt
Organism: Arabidopsis arenosa
Lineage: Eukaryota; Viridiplantae; Streptophyta; Magnoliopsida; Brassicales; Brassicaceae
Source: the annotation of a GenBank genome assembly